Molecule: messenger RNA, 2396 nt
Organism: Megalobrama amblycephala (Wuchang bream)
Lineage: Eukaryota; Metazoa; Chordata; Actinopteri; Cypriniformes; Xenocyprididae
Exons: 5
Coding region: 55-2157 (700 amino acids)
Source: RefSeq, a predicted model, not a curated record
GUUAGAAGCUUUCAAGUGGGAUUGUAACAAAAAUUGUGGGUGUCUUAUUCAACAAUGGGUUCUAGAUACUGCUUAAGAAUUCUUUUUGCCUUGUUUCCUGCUUAUGUAACCUGUUGGGGGAAUUAUGAAGGGAGCAUGCCAACAGCUAAUAUGCAAAGAGCUUCAUCUCACACUUUCCCAGUGAUUCGCCAUGAGGUUAAACAAAUAGGAAGUUGGAAUGACCCUGCCUACAGUUCUGUUCACCUGCCCCACAGUCAAGGCACCCAUGGAAGUUAUAAUUAUCAUAAGGGGAGAGUGUUUGCGGGCUCAAAUAUAAAAUCAGAUUCAAAAGCUUGUGAGACUCAAGCUAUACGUGACAAUCAAGAAAAUAUUAACUUUAAGCCUUCUGCUUCUGUUCCAACAUAUUGCUUGUCAGGUUUUGGUCAACCCUCUGCUCAAUAUGAGUCUCGUACGGCUGCUGAUGCCUUAAGUGUCCAGCCUAGUAGCCAACUGGCUUCUACUUCAUCUCAGAGUGGGUCCACCUUGAUAAGAAACCUAAAGGUACCCAACCCCUUAAAACACUCUAGAGGUGAAUCUAGUAAUGAGGUGGCUAAAACUUCUGGAUCUAGCAACGUCUUUGCAGUGAAGCCUCCUAAAAACACAUUUGGCCAUAUGGAGUUCAACUCUGAAGUUUCUAGAGACCCGCAUGCAAGAGACCCAAAUCUUGGAUCAACUUCUAUCUUAAGUCGGAUGUCCCAUCCACGUAGUUCAUCUAAAUGGAGCCAAAGCACUAACAAAGUCCAGACAGCCAGUAGCAGUUAUGGCCCAUUGCUGAAGGAAAUGUCUAUGUAUUCGAGUAUGAUUCCAAGAAAACCCUCUAGUAGUGGACUUCAGUACACUGAGGUCAAGCCUUCGGUUGUUAGCUCAGGUCCAAUCAUUGUUGUUAAAGGUGGAGGAAGUGCUCAAGGUCAUGGGGGCUAUAGUGGGCAUCCCGAUUCUGUAAAAUCACUUGGAGUUCCCAGUCAUGUUGAUUCCUAUCAGGCCAGUCAGACUUCUAGAGAUACUAGAUUGACUACCAGUAGUCAGGGCCAGUCAUGGAAUGAACCUCUUCACUACUCCAUGAUUGGUACUCAAUACAGUCCCAGUCCUGAGCUAAGAAAGCCUUCCAAAAAUGACUGUAGGGACAGUGUGGAUGAAUCUUCAAUUGUCAGCUCUGGUGGGAUUCUUCUCAAAGCCCCAGAAAGUACUCAUAGAAAUAAGUUACCAGCUCACUAUGAAGCUACUCACCCCAAAUUCCAGCAGGCCUACAAUGUCCACGGUCAGCCUAGUCAAAUCUAUAAGCCCAUGUAUCCCUCUCGAAGUGGGGCUCAACACGAUGUUGCAAAGUCCUCAACUGCCAGUUCUGGAAAAAUCCUGAUAAUGCAAGGUCCUACCAAUUUUCAAAGUAGAACAGAAUCCAAUAAACCCAAAGUUCUUCCUAGCUUUCCAGAGCAUAGGAUAACAUUUGCCUCUGGUCAGACUGCUCCUCAAAACCAGCCUUUUGAAGCAGCCAGAAAUUUCAGAAAUGUCUGGCCAGCCACUAGCACUUCCCGGACUAGGUAUCAGACCUUCUCUUCUGUGAAGGGACCCUCAUACAAACCAAAUUCUAGGCCCUCAAAACCUUUUAGAAGUGAAUUAGGAUUCAGUGCCAAUAACCCCACUACUGCUGGAGCUAAUGAGAUCAAUACAGUCCGUGUUAGGCUUAAUAAAGCACCCACAAGCAGCUUUGGUAACUUUCAGAACCAAUGGGCUUCUGGUGAUGUUAGCAGUGGUGCUUUCCAAAGGUCCUUAACUCGAAGUUACCUGGGCCAGAGGCCAGGUCAAAAUGUACAAAAACCUGUUUGUUCUUCAGCUCCUCAAUAUCAUGGUUCCAAAGCAGUCCAGAGCCAAUUCACUGCAACUCAAGGAAAUACAGAUUACACUAGGCACAUUACUGCCAUUCCAAGUGAGUUCGGCCAAGGUGCCAUCCGAAGGCUUUCUCCUACACUUUCCAGCAACUACAGACAAGCUGAACAAAACCAGCCUCAAGUUAACAGAUUGGAUUCCUCUGCUCCUGAAUGUGUGGUGGCCCAAAAUAGCCCUGCAGGUCUUGGUCAGCAGGGCCUAGUCACAUUCCAGGGAGUUAACCUCCCCAUCUAGAAUCAAUUCUCAACAUCUGUUAUAAACCUUGAUUAGGUGUGCGUUGAGGAGGCUGUCAGUCAUCAGGCUCUGGUCUCUGCAAGGACUAUAGGAUGCUCUGACUGAUCCAGUCCAUUGCUGUUCAGUGAUCAUAGAAACUGUGGACACAGGGAACUGUCUUGGCAAUUUGCAGCUCUAUUCCUGAUGCACCACCCUUUCAAAAACCGUACACCAUGUUAAUAAACUUUGAACCCACAAAA